Grammomys surdaster is the source of this 612-nucleotide messenger RNA. Its product is annotated as la-related protein 1B-like. The record is from RefSeq and is a predicted model, not a curated record. NCBI's taxonomy places the organism in Eukaryota, Metazoa, Chordata, Mammalia, Rodentia, Muridae. Gene Ontology annotation, biological process: mRNA stabilization. Gene Ontology annotation, molecular function: RNA cap binding. The transcript has 5 exons. Bases 1 to 612 code for a protein of 203 amino acids.
AUGCUUCAUUUUGAAGGCCUUUUCCUCUCCUCAAAUAGCAGUUCAAAUGCUUCAUCUUCAGAAGGUGUACCACUCACAGGAAGCUGCAGCUACACACCUCAUUCGUUCCCAAAGUUCCAGCAUCCUUCUUAUGAACUGCUGAAGGAAAACGGCUUCACCCAACACAUGUACCACAAGUAUCGCCGAAAGUGCCUAAGUGAGAGAAAACGCUUGGGAAUUGGACAGUCACAGGAAAUGAAUACCCUCUUUCGUUUCUGGUCCUUCUUCCUCAGAGACAACUUUGAUAGGAAAAUGUAUGAGGAAUUUAGACAACUUGCUUGGGAAGAUGCAAAAGAGAAUUACAGGUAUGGGUUAGAAUGUCUGUUCAGGUUUUAUAGUUAUGGACUGGAAAAAAAAUUCAGACAAGAAAUUUUUAAGGAUUUUCAAGAAGAAACCAAAAAAGACUACGAAUCUGGCCAACUAUAUGGACUGGAAAAAUUUUGGGCCUAUCUGAAAUAUUCUCAAUCUAAGAGCCAGUCUGUUGACCCAAAACUUCAGGAAUACCUCUGCAGUUUUAAGAAGUUAGAAGAUUUCCGUGUUGAUAUUCCAAAAAAUUGGGGCAUGGAGAGAUAG